Molecule: messenger RNA, 6560 nt
Organism: Toxotes jaculatrix (banded archerfish)
Lineage: Eukaryota; Metazoa; Chordata; Actinopteri; Toxotidae
Gene: igf2bp2a
Product: insulin-like growth factor 2 mRNA binding protein 2a
Exons: 16
Coding region: 300-2135 (611 amino acids)
Biological process (GO): nervous system development; regulation of gene expression
Cellular component (GO): nucleus; cytoplasm; cytosol
Molecular function (GO): mRNA 3'-UTR binding
Source: RefSeq, a predicted model, not a curated record
AAGGGAGAUUUUAUUUAGAGGCGGUGCUUGUUGGCUUCAGAGUAGCGUCGUAACGACACUUUUUUUCCCCCCAGUCCUUGUUAAAAGAGUUUGACCAGGGCCAGAGUUAGUGCUGGGGGGUCGCCUAUAGCUUAGUAAUUUCCUGGGGGGUGAUUGCUGCAUUUUUUUUUUAAAUCCCAGCAGAUUUUUCUAUUUUAUUUUUUAUUUUAUCUUUAUUUUUUAUUUUUCUACUUCUCUGAAUAUCGCCACUCUCUCACUCUCAAGAUCUGAUACCCCUUCGAGAUUUUUCCUUUCAGAUCAUGAACAAACUAUAUGUUGGGAAUUUAAGUCCUUCGGUCACUGUCGAGGACUUGAAGCAACUCUUUGGGGAGAGGAAGCUGCCAGUGGCCGACCAGGUCCUGCUGAAAUCCGGCUAUGCUUUUGUGGACUUCCCCGAUCAGAACUCGGCCAUAAAGGCUAUAGAGACUCUCUCUGGUAAAGUUGAAUUACACGGAAAGGUGAUAGAAGUAGACUACUCUGUUCCCAAAAAACUAAGGAGUCGGAAGAUCCAGAUCCGGAACAUUCCCCCUCAUCUACAGUGGGAGGUUUUGGACGGCCUUCUAGCUCAGUAUGGUACUGUAGAAAACGUGGAACAAGUGAACACUGACACAGAAACAGCAGUGGUGAAUGUUACGUACGCAACCAAGGAGGAAGCUAAAGUAGCCAUUGAGAAGUUGACAGGACAGCAGUUUGACGACUGCUCCUUUAAGGUGUCAUAUAUUAUGGACAUGGAUGCUGCUCCACCUGUUCAGGCUCCCCGUGCGCGGCGCGGGGGCCGAUCAUCUCGGGACCAGGGCGCCUCUCAGCCCGGGCCCUCAGGAGGCUUUGGUGCUCCGCGCCAGAGACAACACGACUUCCCCCUGCGCAUGCUUGUGCCUACUCAGUUUGUGGGAGCCAUCAUUGGCAAAGAGGGCCUCACCAUUAAGAACGUCACCAAACAGACACAGUCCAAGGUGGACAUUCAUCGGAAGGAAAAUGCAGGUGCAGCAGAAAAACCCAUCACCAUCCACUCAACACCCGAGGGCUGCUCGUCCGCCUGUCGCAUGAUCCUGGACAUCAUGCAGAAGGAGGCCAACGAGACCAAGACAACGGAGGACAUCCCUCUGAAAAUCCUUGCCCACAACAGCCUGGUUGGUCGGCUGAUUGGGAAGGAAGGCCGCAACCUGAAGAAAAUCGAAGAGGAGACAGGGACCAAGAUAACCAUCUCCUCGUUACAAGACUUAACCAUUUACAACCCUGAGAGGACCAUCACGGUGAAGGGCAGCUUGGAGGCGUGUUGUAAAGCCGAGGAGGAGAUCAUGAAGAAACUGAGGGAAGCCUACGAGAAUGACAUUGCUGCUAUAAACCAACAGGCCAACCUGAUCCCAGGCUUGAACCUGAAUGCUCUGGGCAUCUUCUCCUCUGGUCUCCCGGUGCUGCCCCCUGCUGCUGGACCACGUGGUGCAGUGCCCCCUGUGGCACCAGCAGGAUAUAACCCAUUCUUAAGUCACUCUUCACAUCUCAGUGGCCUGUACGGGGUUCCUCCAGCAAGUGCCAUCCCCCACCAGCACUCACAACAGGCUCCAGAACAGGAGGUUGUCUACCUCUUUAUUCCAACUCAGGCAGUCGGGGCCCUGAUCGGCAAGAAGGGCCAGCACAUCAAACAACUCGCCCACUUUGCUGGAGCGUCCAUCAAGAUUGCCCCAGCUGAGAGCCCAGACGUUACUGAGAGGAUGGUUAUAAUUACUGGAACUCCAGAGGCUCAGUUUAAGGCCCAAGGUCGGAUAUUUGGGAAGCUGAAAGAGGAGAACUUCUUCUCAGCGAAGGAGGAGGUCAAACUGGAGACGCACAUCAAGGUUCCCUCAACUGCAGCUGGCAGGGUCAUCGGUAAAGGAGGCAAGACGGUAAACGAGCUACAAAACCUAACAAGUGCAGAGGUCAUCGUGCCACGGGACCAAACUCCAGAUGAGAAUGACGAGGUCUUUGUGAAAAUCAGUGGGCAUUUCUUUGCCAGCCAGACUGCACAGAGGAAGAUCCGGGAGAUCAUACAGCAGGUCAAACAGCAGGAACAGAAACACCAGCAGGGCGCCGCUGUGUCACCGCACCACUCCAAGUGACCAGCGGGGCGGCUUCAGUGGGCGCCAGCCAAUGAAUGUAGCCCUCCCAAAUGGACAGAGACCUACCCAGACAUAGGCCAAGGCCAAGGGGGACAUGCAGGGCAGACCAGCAGCACCGGGAUCAAAACCAAAGAACUUUACCAGGGGGGAAACAAGUGAGAGCCAAAGGCUGAGGGCAUUGUGUGCACUGCCAGCCCUGUGAGAGCAGAUAGAGUGGGAGAAACCGUACUGAUAUAAUACAAUAAAAAAGACCAAAAAAAAUCUACAAGAAAGAUGGAAAUGGCACAGUGUUGGAAACUGUUGUCUUCACAGUCAAAAAAGGUAAACAGGAAAUAGUACGUCGCCCUGCAUAACGUUAUCUCUUUAGUUGGACUAACAUAGGCCUAACAAAUGGAUAAAGCAACUGUAUUAACACGAGCAUUAUACAAGGCAUUGUGAUUGAUGUUUUGGGUUAGAACGAGAGCGAGUGACAAUGGACCUUCUCUUACAAGAGUUUGAGAUAUUCAGAUUGCAAGAUUAAAUAUCCUUAGCAGUAUUAAUACAGAAUACAGAGUAGAAAAGUAUAUUGAUACACACUGAGAGUAUGCACUGUUAUUUUUCUACCAAAAUGACAAUACGACUUGGUGUAGUUUUUAAUAUUUUACUUGUUUCAGAGAUUGAUUGGGCUGUGACAGCCACACAAAGCCUAGUUACAAGUUACCCUUGUUUGUUCACACUUUAGGCCACUUAAAUCAAAAAGAAAACCCCUAUAAGUAAAUAUGGUGAAUGGCUCUGAGUCUUUGUGACAAGCCUGUGUGUGUGCCAACGCAAAAGAUCCCUAUGAAAUGUCUCUCACCAUUCAUAUCUGAAGCUACACUUAUUUCUUUUUCUUUCCUUUUUGUGCUAAUUUCUGCUUCACUUUCUCAUCACUCUCUCUCAUCUGGCAAUCUGUUGUUUUUUUUAAUAGGAUAAUGUUAUAGGAUUUGACAAUAGGAUUUGUUGUCAAGAAACACUUUUUUUCCAUAGCCUUUUGAUAACAUUGAACUGACUGCCACUUUUGCUCAGCAGAGGUUAAAUGCCACCGAGGGAUUUGUUUUUAACCAGUAAACUGGUAUCACUCUCCCAUGCUGUACAGUAGUAGACUAUAUACAUGCGUUCAUGCUUGUUGUCCUGAUUUAUUAAAAAAAAAAUCAAAUGGAUGUCUCUAAAGGCAUUCUCCUCGAUGAUCAGAGCAAAAAUUGACGUCUUAAAAAAUAAAAAAGGUGCACCUUUGCUUGUUACCAGGCAACCAGUCAUUUUGAAUGUGCACUGCCACAUGCUCAGCCUUAUGAGGACGUCACGAGGGCCAGCGCAAAAUGUGAGCCGAGGGCCCAGAAUGGGAAUGGGUGGGGGGUUAAGGGAGGAGAAGGCCGUGGGGGUGGCAGGGAGUUCAAGGAGGAGGUUGGGGGUUUGGGAGGGUGCAGACUUGUGGUGUGUGGAGUGGUAGUGAGGAAAAGUUUUUAGAGUUAGAGGGUGGGGGUGGUUGGGGGUUGGGGGUUGCGGGUGGGGGUGUUAAUAGGGAGGCACUGUAUGACCUGUGGUACACACACAGCCGCAAACGUGACCGCAGCCGCGUUUGGCUUUAACCCUCUCUUGUCAGGGAGCUUUCUAAAACGGCAUGACAGCUGUGAAUGUACAAUAUGCAGCCUUUUUAGAAAAUAUCACCCCUGCCGUGUCCAGCAGGCCAGAGGCACAGACACACAGAUUGUCAUUCUCACUCUCGCUCUCUUCUUUUAUCCUCACUCUUUUCUGUCCUUUUUAUUUUGGCGAGCUGGCCGACUGCUCUGUGAGCAUGCUGGACACGCGGGUCCUGGUGUCCCUUUGUGCUUUACUUUGGAGACCGUGGAAGCUUGUUGCCUUAUUUUGUCACCUUUCAGACAUCACCCAUCAGCUUCAUCUUCCAGACGCAAGGUUAUUGCCAAUACGCACAGCUUCCUCCGUGUGUGUGUGUGUGUGUGUGUGUAUGUGUGUGCGCGUGUGUUUGUGUGUAUAUAUAUAUAAAAAGAGAGAGUAAUAUUUAUGAAUCUAUUUUUUUCCUAUUUUGUGAUGAGAGCUAUUGAUAAGAAACAAAAAGAAAACAAAGUCAUUUUCUUUUUUUCCUCAGUGGGACACUGCCAUAUUAUUUUGAAGGGAAGUGUUUAUUUUCUUGAAAACUAGACUAUGAAUAAUAAUAUAAAUAAAAACCUGAAAAAAUAGGAGAACAGUAAAGUGAACGACCGUGCUAACUUUGGUCAGGAUGUGAACAGUGCGCAUGUCAGUAUUGUGAUCUACCUCAGGCUUCAGGGUACCUCAGUCCAAUCUUUCAUUUCCCCUUUUUCCACAUUUUGUAUGCCUUGUUAACCUUGUUGAUCAUUUUGAGCGUUUUUAAUUUUCUUUUUUAAUGAAAAAAAAGAUCAAGAGAAAAGAUCUACAGUAAUAUCUCUAAGCUCUUCAGGUCCAGCUGACUAGUGAAACUUUGUAAACCGUAGUCAACUCUUUUGGACUGUCUUUGCCUGGACACCAGACAACCUCUUAAUGAUACACGUCAAAGGAUUUCCAAGUCGAUUUUUUUAAUAGAAAGGAAUGAAGAGCAGGAUCUAAGGGGUACAUACCUGCCCGAAGUGGUUCUGAAUGUGGAUGUUGUGUACUGAUUUCACCAUCAAAGAAAGACAGAAAGAAAAAAACAAACAAACACGAUACAAAUCGGUUGAUAGAAACAGAAACUAACCAACUGUACCUCCUGUUUUUCCCAACUGUACCUCCAGGUUUUUUGAGACUUAAAAAAAACAAAAAAAACUAACCAAAAAAAAAAAAAAAAAAGCCCCAAAAAAAACAACAACAACAAAAAACAAAAAAAACAAAGAUUAUUCACUUGUGAAUUUUAUAACAACCCAACCCAAUCUUACCAGCUCUAUUUGAUAACAGCAUACUCUGGGGUUGAUUUGAAGAAAACACGAAGCUGCAAAAAUACACUGACAGGACUCUUGAACAUGGUGUAAAACCCUAGUCUUCUGUGUAGAAUGUAGAACAACUCUAGUCGUUGAAAUGUCACUGUGUACGACAAGAUAACUGUAUAUCUGUAAACAUGUACAAUAGAGUCACACAUAAAUGCAUCGUUUUCUGUCUCUCUAUAACACUUACCAGUCUGCACCUGCAUUGUGAGAGAUGGUGGGAGAAGUUUAGAGCGUCACAGCUUCUACCUCUGACCUCUAAAUGGUUUUCUCAUCAAUCUACCAAUAUUAUUUUAAUUUUUUUUUUUUUUUGUGCUGUACAUUUCAGAAUUACCUCUCAGAAUCCAAGGCUGACUUUAGUUACUAAAACCAAUGUAGGGCAAAAGAAUUAAAUAAAUGAAUGAUAUAGUGAAAGUUAGUGUUUGUCUUUGGAGUUCUUUUAACUGUUGAGAGCUGAUUUUUACUUUUGGAGGGCAGACGUUUGUCAUCAGAUAAGGCGGAUCAUUUUUGUCCCAGUGAACACAAGACUAGCAGUGCUAAAAUAAUAAUAAAAAAAACAUAUAAAAGGUCUAUCAAACUCACACAAUGCCUGAGGCUUUCUCAGCGAGCCUCCCCACAGCCGGUACAGUACCUCAUACUGAUGAACGAUAGCUCACCAGACCUGAUUAAAAUACCUUGACCUUACCCACACGAAUGCAGUACGGUGCUUCUACUCGAACGCGUGACUCCUGUGGUGGUCUGCUUCACUGUAGUAGGGCAUGUUGAAGAGAAAACGACUUUUCACGGUAGCACUGGAAAUCGUAGUUUGUCAGUCAUGGUUUGUUUGACUGUUUCUUAGAGCAGUUUUGAAGUUGACGCUCUUUUCUUGCAUUGCGGAGGACUCUUCAGUCUUUCUGUGUUCUUGGCUCUUUAUAAGCACAGGUUUCCCUCUAGCUGGUUCGGUUUCACUGUGGUGUUGUGAAUGGAGCAUCCUGGUUGUUGAGACAUCUGUGAGGCAACCACAGUCUGAGGCGAAACUUGUCAAGAUGGUAACUUUUUUUUUUUUUUUUAACUUCCAAGGAUAGUUGUUUCUAGGUUUUGUUGGGUGUUGCUAGGCAUUAAUACCACAGUUACACACAUCACUAAGGAUGUACAUUGUUGUUAGUCAUAUCACACGGUGGUUGGAUAGUUUAGGCUUUAUUUUGUUUUCUGUUGAUCUGGUUUUCUCGUCAUUCACACUGAUUUAAUAAAUGCAGUAUGUCUGGAGCAUUAGUCGGGUUUCUUUGCUUUAAUAUUCAUUCCUGUUAGAUCACUACCAAUAAUACUAGUUGUUAAAAUGUGGUUGAAGAAUAUCCUAGCUAGGGUUUUCAAUGUAUUUGGGAAUCAGAAUGGCAAAAAAAAAAAAAAAUUGCAAGUAGAUGUGACUGGUUGACAAGCAGGAGGGUUGACAGAGUAUCCAGGUCGAUUAAACUGCCUUUGAGACUGAACAGCAAAGAGG